Dermacentor silvarum is the source of this 975-nucleotide messenger RNA. RefSeq lists its product as uncharacterized. The record is from RefSeq and is a predicted model, not a curated record. Bases 169 to 930 code for a protein of 253 amino acids. The transcript has 5 exons. Lineage: Eukaryota; Metazoa; Arthropoda; Arachnida; Ixodida; Ixodidae.
GCUUAGUAUUGGCUAAUGACUAAAUAUAGAUAAAGUAUAGAUGAUAAGGUGAGAGCUGCAAUGCACAGAACGGCGAAUGUACGUCAGCUAUUGGAGUGCCGCUCCAAACUCGAUAGCAUCGUUUCAGUGCAAGCUCUGGAAGCAGCGCCCGAUCUUGUGUUCUGAAGCAUGGAGCUGUGGUGCAUUGUGUUGGGCAUCGUCUUAGCAGGAUCCGUGUGGGCAGGCAACCUGUCCGACCAAGACAAGGUGUUGCACGACGUGUUCGCCAACAUCGGUCCCAAUGACCUUCCACUAGAAGAUUCGUACUUCACCAUCCGUGAGGACGGCGCGCCGAAGAACAGCACGCUAUACCGCUUCAACAUGACCAAUGGCUUCCUGAGAAACUUGCACCGGAAAUUGGCGCCCAAAUUCCACGAAGAGUACUGCAAAGCACGCGUGGACCCGGUCUUCAAUAGCCUGUGGGUGAGCUGCGACUUGGACCUGGAGGGCAUGCUCGCCACGUACGAUGCGUCGCUCUCUUACGGCGCACGCGUGGUGCACAACUUCAGCGUCAAUGCCGUCAUUAUCAAGCACUCUGGAAUCAACCCUCCCUUGCUGGCGGUGCACACCUACGGUAGCAAUUGUAAGACUAAUAAGUGUGAACUUAAAGACUACCUCCUUUACAUCACAGCAUUUGAGCUCAACACGACAACGUCUCCAAGGUUCCGUGACUUAACAUCAAAUCCAAAGUUCCAAAACUUUAAGAAGAACCAGACCUUGGCGCAAGAAGUCUGGACAGACUUUAAUGUGAAAAUGUACACUCAUAUCUUGCCUAUCAUCGUAAACAAUUUGAAUUCUACGUAUCGCUCGGAAAUACCGAAAAGAAUGACCAAGGUUGGAGCCUUGGACGAAACGCUCUUUCGCCUGUCUAAUAGGAGACUUGCUGCGUGAGCGCUGCAGCUGUUCGUAAGUAAGGGGGGGGGGGGAGGAAGAAAA